Messenger RNA from Vanessa tameamea, 2332 nucleotides. It is a transcript of the gene Bili, whose product is annotated as putative FERM domain-containing protein FRMD8P1. Gene Ontology annotation, biological process: negative regulation of canonical Wnt signaling pathway. The coding region runs from base 111 to 1907 and encodes 598 amino acids. The transcript is spliced from 11 exons. NCBI's taxonomy places the organism in Eukaryota, Metazoa, Arthropoda, Insecta, Lepidoptera, Nymphalidae. Gene Ontology annotation, cellular component: plasma membrane; cytoskeleton. The record is from RefSeq and is a predicted model, not a curated record.
AAAGCCGAUCGAUAUUUGAGAAUUCAGAAUUGUAAUACAUACAUUGAUGUGGUACCGACAAAAGGUCUUAAAAAUGUGUAAGCUCUAAAUAUUAUUAACAUUUACAUUUCAUGGAUCAUUCUGAAAUGGGAGCCUACGGAGAAAAUUCAAAUGUGCAAAACAGUGGGAACUAUAUUACCAUAAUUCCUGUGGACUAUUCAAGGCGUGGAUAUCCUAUUCAAGCAGAAUAUCAAUAUAAUGAAUUCAGAUCACGCGAGGAAUAUUACAGCGUACAAAGUCAAAAACUUCAAGCCGAAGUUAACGCUCACUUGUAUUCGGUGUCGCAACGAUUACCGCACUUAUCGUACAGCCCUUUAGGACGCCACAAUGAAUGGGAUAAGCAUGACCCUCACAAACCACUACCGGACUCAAAGGAGAGCAAUUCAUCAGACUCGCUUGAAAAAAGUGUUAUGGGUUCAAACCUCAGCAGUUGCUCCAAUCAGACAGGAUCUAGCAGCAUUGCGGCGGGAUCGUUUAGCACUACGGAACCAAUCACGAGUGGGGGUAGUUCCUCCAGUGCUAUUUCACCUCCUUUGCCAGGAUCAUCUGGCAGCACAGCCUCAUCUUCCAGCAGCACUUCCAAUCCCGUGACCUGCAUCUAUCUGAUGUCACGUACCGCUAUCAUGGUGGAGAUGAGUUCUGAGGAGGUACCCGCAUGCGUGACAGCAGCUAGGUUUCUGAAUGCAGUGAUGUGUACUGAGGAAUUGGGGCUAAGUACUCCGAGUUCCAGGAGUUUAGCGACGAGUGUUUUUUCAUUGUGGAUGUGCAGCCCCUUACUUGAAAUUCAAUUGAAACCGCACCAUUGCCCGUGGCGAAUCUGGUCGAGCUGGCAAAAACUGCUUCAACGUUAUGGUCAUGGGUCAGAAUCCCGGCGAUCGAAGGACCAUCCCGUAUUACGACUUCAGAGGAACGCGUUCUUUCCGAGGCACUUAGAAGAGGGAAUAAAAGAUUCUCGUAUCCAAGAGUUGCUAUACGAGGAGGCUCGGCACAACGUGGUCACAGGCCGGUACCCACUGGAGAGCUCACAAGCCGUCAUGCUGGGGGGAUUGCAGGCCAGGAUACAGCUCGGCCCCUACGAUCCCCAUCGACACACUGCCAAGUAUUUUAGGGAGCAGCAGGAGCUGUACCUGCCGCGGCACGCGCGCUCGGGGCGCUGGGCGCGCGCGCUGGCGGCGGGCCGCAAGGGCAGCCCCGAGGCGCGCCUGCUGGAGCACGCGCAGCGCCCGCCCGCCGCGCCGCCGCGCAAGCUGCGCCACAAGUACCUGGCGCACGUGCGCGCGCUGCCCACCUACGGUGCGGCAUUCUUCCAAGGACAGAUCGAGCAGCCGGUCCGAAGUCUGACCAGCUUGCUGACCCACGAAGACAUUCCAGUACUAGUCGCUAUUAAUUCCAAUGGCGUUUACGUUAUAGAUGAUACCGAAAGUACUGUGCUCCUUGGAUUAUUGUACGAGGAACUAUCGUGGGAUAUUGGUCUACCGUCUGAAGACAACGAGGACUGCUUGCCGUGUCUCUUCUUGCAGUUCAUGGUAGUUGAAAAUGGACUACGUGUUUCGAAAAUACUACAGGUUUUUUCAAAACAAGCGAUAAUGAUGGACACCUUAAUCGAACACUUCGCUGGCGAAUACAGGAAGAGGCUCGGGCAGGAGACGCCGAGUGAUCACGCGAACUAUGACUAUCAUUCGGACUCGGGCAGCAUCUCGCUGCCCCCGCUGUCACGGCCGGACUCCCCCCAGCGCCGCCUGGCCAACAAGCUGUCCCGCCUGUCGCUCGCCACGCACGACGGGCGCGGCCACCUGCUGGGCGGCGCCGGCGACUGGCGCGCCGACUCGCGCCACCGGCUGCCCGCCUGGGUGCUGCCCAAGCACUGACGCCGCCCGACGGGCCCGCCGGCCCAGCCGAGCCUUCGUAUUCACCCGAUUUAUACUUAGUAUGGACAGUGUUAUUUUAGGCUCCGAGACGAAAGGUCAGAUCUCGGUUGGCGACACAUGCACAUUGGCUCGUCCGUGAUCCUCAUCAGUUAGUCAGAUAGCAAAUAGUUAUUAAUUUAUUUAAGGUGCUCACAUAAAAUUGUAUAUACCAAUUAUGAGUCAAAAAAUGUCGAAGGACCUCAACGUUCAGGCCCCGACUGCAAAAGACCGAUGAUGCUCAGGUUUUGGACCAUCAACGGGCCACCCCCUUCUUAAUAAUAUUUUUUGCAACACAAACACUUCUUGUACCCUCAUUUUGUAAUUUAGUUUCCCAUAAUUUUAUGGAAUUAAUUUUCGUACUAAGUUUAUUCAUAGCGUAAGUUUCA